This is a messenger RNA of Mollisia scopiformis, 3484 nucleotides long. RefSeq lists its product as uncharacterized. Bases 80 to 3250 code for a protein of 1056 amino acids. The record is from RefSeq and is a predicted model, not a curated record. The transcript is spliced from 5 exons. NCBI's taxonomy places the organism in Eukaryota, Fungi, Ascomycota, Leotiomycetes, Helotiales, Mollisiaceae.
CGACUGAAAUAUUAGCAUCAUCAAUGCAGUUGCUCACACUUUUCGUCGUAAGGCUCGCAGCGCCUCAGUCGGGGAAUAUAUGCGGAAGGUAAGGGCGCAAGGAUCUCGCUUGCUCCCAAAGGAAGAUCAGACGAAGUCCAAACGGAAGAGGAGCAGGAAAACUAACGACAACAAGGUAUCGAGAAGCGAGAAUUUGAUGAAGGAAGUUCUGGAAGAGACAACUUUUAAACCUUGGCUGGAACUCCCCAACGAACCGAAUGCGAAGGCAUGCAAGGAAUACAUCGCAAGUAUUGAUCAAAUCCACGACGAAGAGUUACGAGGUUUCACAAGACAGUGGUUGGCCAAGGCUGAUGCUGCUUGGCCCACGUGCGCUAACACCUGUCUCGAGCGAUUCAUGCACACAAACAACGUCUACAUCUCCUCUGUUGAUCAAGGAACAUAUGAAACUCCUGGAACUAUCGCAUUUGCCACCCAACUUCGACUAGGAACGGAAAUACAGACAAUAGACCAGCAAGAUGUUGCCGUUUACUCCAGAAGGUUUUUCGAACAAGUCAAGGCGCUGUCCUUUAGCUUGGUCGGAGGACCACACUUCCUUCUCCAUUUCGACCGACAUCAAGGUAUACUACGGAAGACAGAUAAAUUCGAGCGUAUGUGGGAAAGGAGGUAUGAGUAUUGGAGUAUCGGCCCUCCGACGGAAGAAUUUGACGACGAGGAUUUGGAACCGUCUAAAAAGCGCCGCAGGUCGAAACCACUUCAGUCCGAUACUUGCAUCCGUGGAGACCCGGAGAAUGUGGAACGGAUUCAGCAGUCAGAUCUCGCGCGCAAAGCCGCAUGUGCUCUGGCGCUCGAAGGGACCUUGCCAGACCUUCCUGAAUGUACAAUUCCUCCAGCAAUAGAACACGGAAAGAGCGGAUUGCCGAUGUAUAACAACGAAGAUGUAACAAUGGUCGACCGGCCAAGUUUAUCAUCAACGUCUUAUUGUGAUCACAACUCAAGCGUCUCAUUCGAUCUGGAAGCAGGGGGAAGCUCUUGUGGUGCGUCAGCUACAUCACCGACACCUCAGCCAUCAGAAUCGAGAAGAAAGAAUACACUUGGCAGGACACGACCUGACAUGGACGGAUCAAGUAUGAGCAGUUCCAAUACAAGAAAACAGUCUCUCAUCUUGAAACUCGGAGCUUGCGCCCGCACCCCUUUAACCACCACGUCACUAACGAGUCCGAAUCAUCGAUCUCCUCGCGUCAAAACCGAAUCUCCAGGAGGACAUAUCUCCGGUCCACCAUAUCGAUUGCAGGGAGGGAGCAAGGAAACACUGAUUGUGUUGGGAGACGAAGAAGAAUCAGAAACCUUGCAUACCCUAGAUUCUCGCAUAGGCGACGAUUCAGGAGACCAGGAUAUGGACCAAGGCAAUGGUGAACAAGCGAGGGCUGCAAAAAUUGUGAAAGAGAUGGUUCGAAAGUGGAAUGAGGACCGUGAUCGCCAUCGUGCUAAGUCCCUCUCUCGCAUCGCCACGCCUGAGGUCAAUAUCGAGAAUGACGGUUCUACGAAUGGUACUGUCCCGCCCAGACAAUCGAAAAUCGUGACAUCUACUCCUUCAAAUACUUCUGCACCUCCUGCUCAAUUAGAGAUGCCGCACAUUGCUUCCACUCGUUCAACAGCGUCGGCUCCGGUAUCGAUCCCGUCCCUGGGCAGCAAGAAAGUUAUUGGAAACCCUGGCCCAGGCACGAUACAUACCAGUAAUAUCGAAUCGACAUCCAAAGAACCUGUUGGCAAGACUGUCGAGAGAGGCUCUGAUAAACACACUGAAGAGCAUCUAUCCCGACGCCCUUCUUCGCCGCAUGAUUCCGUGAAAAGAGUCAGGGAGCAAGUUUUAGGAAUCUUCGCUGCAGAUUCGGAUGGCUUGCCAUCCGUCAAAAGCACCCAGACACUAGAUACAAUACUGCAGAACGGGCCGAAUGUACUUGGAGAGACGACUGCGUCAACAGCAUCCCCAACUUAUGGUCAGACCUCUAGACCACGAACGCUGGGCAAUUUUGACGUCUCGGUGUCUAGUGGAAUUGGUCAGAAGAGUUUUCAGACUGAUCCCGACCCAGCUUGUGCCAAAUCGCCGCAAACGGAAAAGAUGAAACAUCGACCAGAUGAUAUUGCAAGCAAUGUUGUGCAGGCUAAAGUUGAGACUGAAGGACAGCCAAAGUCUUACCAAGAAAAACUUCUUGAAUUGAAGCAAAAGCUAUCUUCGGCUCCCUCUAGUCCCACAUUCCACACUCCAUCUUCACCGGACAGAGCCAUCCAGGCUCCUAAUACAGAGCAAACGCCACAGGCGUCUGUGUCUUCACCGCCGCCUCCAUUGCGCUCAGGGUCCUUCAUCUGGAUAAGAAAAACGAUGCCAGAUCCACCAUUUGCGAAAGAGCCUGUUAAGAGUGAAACUCCACCAGGCUCUGCGCUCAAAGAACCUUACCAUGAUACCUCUUCUCCUUCUAUCAAUUCAGGAGUCUCGACAUCUUUGGUUGCACAGCCAGAUACAGCACCUCCGCCGCUAGGAUCAAAAUCAAAUAUUCCACUAGUAGAGGCCGUCUUGAAGUCCCAUUCUCCGUCGACCAGUGUUGCAGUCAAUACAAGUGUGGAGACACGAACACGCAACACUCCGGCGCUUCCUCCACAGGCCCAAACUCCUCAGCCGAAGAUCGAACCCCCUACUUUAUGGCCCAAACUCCCAGCAACGGUGUCUGCCGCGGAUGAUACAGCAAUGCCCAAGGUAUACAAGAGUCCCUACGCUAUCGUCCCAACUCCAACACCGUCCUCAACGAAGCCCUCCCCCUCCGACCAACCUACAAUCCCCGACACGAAGCCCAAUCUUGAACGAAGUCCGUUCAAUCCAAUCACACUCCGUGACCCCAAUUUCAAAACGUUGGAACUGGUCAUUGCGCUUGAGGAUGGAUCUAUCAACUUUGAUAAUGCCUUCCCGUUUCAGCAUGCCGAGAACCACAAAUUGGAAGAGUUCUUCGACUUCUGUUCGACUGUCUCACAGGUACCCAUUUUCAGGCUGAAAAGUCUGACCUUGACUUUGGCUUUUGGGAAGCGACAGAAUUUUUCUGUGCAGAGGACUGGGGAUCUUGUUAAAGAUGAGCAAUUGUGGAAGAAGACGAAGAAUAUUAUUUUGGUGCUGUUCAAGAAUGCACAAAAGGUGGAAAAGGACCAGGAUGAGUUUCAAGUUUUGGUGGAGGUGGAGAUGGAGAUGGAGAUGGAGGAAUAGGUAUAUUAUGCGGGUAUGCGAAAUAUGACUAACGAUUAUGAAUGAUGAUAUUAUGAGAAUCAGUUGUUCAUGCCACAAUGUGCAGACUUCGAACGAAGCUCAGAAAGAGAUGGUGCCGUCAGUGAAAGUAUAUGUUGGUAUUGUAUCCUGCAAAGACAUGAUCCCGUCUAGAAUCACGACCGUGAUGCAGCAUCGGCAUACACAGCGUAUCUUUUCGGUUUGGAAGGUCGAGAG